GAACUGUCAUGAGACUCGUCUUCUUACUACUACUACUCAAUGUCUUCCUCUUCGAACAACUACUGACCAAACCAAUGCCAUUCAACUCUGCCGUUCAAUAUAAUCAAGGUGUGGACGGCUCCAAACCCAAUAUAGUUUUCAUCGAUGACGAAGAUGAUAAAUUCAACUUUGAGCAUGCCAGAAAUUUAGAUUCUUCAAACUCACAACUGCGUCCUGAAAACCAUAAUAUUGACAACCCCAAUCCUGCAAAUUGUACACCUGAGCGCUAUCUCGAAAUGAGAAACCGAAAUGUUGGUCAACACUGGUAUCCAGGAGUUCCUCGUCCAGACAUUGGACAGUACUAUUGGUACUAUUGAAACAUUGAACCGAGAUGGAUCUACAUUUGACUCAGAACAAUUCUCAUAUCUCAGUAUCAACGAUUUCUCCAAAUUCCUCUUCACAUCAUCACAAUUCACAUACACCAUAUCAUCUCCAGUUGUACUAUUCUACUCAUUUGUCUAACCAUUAAAUAUACUUAAUCCC
Molecule: messenger RNA, 522 nt
Organism: Schistosoma margrebowiei
Lineage: Eukaryota; Metazoa; Platyhelminthes; Trematoda; Strigeidida; Schistosomatidae
Source: the annotation of a GenBank genome assembly